Molecule: messenger RNA, 381 nt
Organism: Ostreococcus tauri
Lineage: Eukaryota; Viridiplantae; Chlorophyta; Mamiellophyceae; Mamiellales; Bathycoccaceae
Product: Ribosomal protein L25/L23
Exons: 1
Coding region: 1-381 (126 amino acids)
Biological process (GO): mitochondrial translation
Cellular component (GO): ribosome; mitochondrial large ribosomal subunit
Molecular function (GO): structural constituent of ribosome
Source: RefSeq, a predicted model, not a curated record
AUGACCUCCGUCGCCAAGCGGCUCGGGCGGGUGAUCCCCCUCCCCAACCUCCGCCUCACCCUGCGCCCGCCCGACGCCAAGCGCGCGAUCGAGGGCGUGGACGAGGUCACGUUCAUCACCACCCCGGACGCGACCAAGACGGAGAUCAAAUCAUUCCUCGAACGCGUCGUCGGCGUCGCCGUCGCGGACGUUCGCACGGCGAACCGGGUGGGGAAGAAACGACGCGAUCGCGGGGGCCUCCAUCACCGCCCGGACACCAAGCUCGCGUACGUGCGCCUGCGCGAGCGAUGGUUUCCGCCGCCGGCGUUUCGCGCAAAGGCGCCCGCGGACGCCGCGUCCGCCGCCGACGCCGCGCCAUCGUCCGCGGCGUCGCGCGUGUAA